Molecule: messenger RNA, 348 nt
Organism: Candidula unifasciata
Lineage: Eukaryota; Metazoa; Mollusca; Gastropoda; Stylommatophora; Geomitridae
Source: the annotation of a GenBank genome assembly
AUGGCUGCUAGACUUCCAGUGAUACUUCGUAGUCUGCAAUCUUCCAGGAUUAUUUGUGCAAGAGCAAUGAGUGGAGGACAGUUGGGGGAUGGUGUUGGAAAGGGAGGAGGUGGCAUUGGUUCCAUUCGAGAAGCUGGUGGUGCCUUUGCUAAAAUGGAAGUUGCAAAAGAGGAACAGUAUUUUCGUCAGUUGCAAAAGGAGCAGUUUGAAAGACUGAAAGAGUUGCUGGAAGAUGAAGUGAGCCAUCACGAGUUACAGAUUAAACAGCAUUUGGCAGCGAUCGAGCAUCACAAGAAGAAAAUAGAACGCCUGCACAAGAAAGACAAGCAUGGAGAAGAUUCUGAUUGA